Thelazia callipaeda (thelaziosis nematode) is the source of this 1401-nucleotide messenger RNA. The record is from the annotation of a GenBank genome assembly. Lineage: Eukaryota; Metazoa; Nematoda; Chromadorea; Rhabditida; Thelaziidae.
AUGAGCUCGAAAAGGAGAGUUUGCUAUUAUUUCCAUCAUGACUUGCCGAAUUUCCAUUAUGGCCCGCGACAUCCUAUGAAGCCACAACGUCUAGCAGCUCUCCACAGUUUGGUAGUAAAUUAUGGAUUGCAUAAAGAAAUGCUUGUUCUUCAACCACCAAGUGCAUCUGCCAUUGAAAUUGAACAGUUUCAUUCCAAGGAUUAUGUUGAUUUUCUGCAACGAGUAUCACCGCGAACGGCUGACCAGUUUGAACAUCUUUUUUCGCAAUAUAAUAUCGGUGAAGAUUGUCCGAUUUUUAGUGGUAUUUUCGAAUUUUGUUCACUUUAUACGGGAGCAACUCUUAGCGGUGUCGCUCGAUUAAAUCAUGGCUUAAGUGAUAUAGCUAUCAAUUGGAGUGGUGGUCUUCAUCACGCCAAAAAGCGCGAAGCUUCAGGAUUUUGCUAUGUAAACGACAUUGUUAUAGGUAUUUUGGAGUUACUCAAGUAUCAUCCUCGUGUACUUUAUAUCGAUAUUGAUAUACAUCAUGGUGACGGAGUUCAGGAAGCAUUUUAUUUAACUGAUCGUGUAAUGACCGUUUCGUUUCACAAAUAUGGCAAUUAUUUUUUCCCGGGAACUGGAGAUAUGUAUGACGUCGGGCAGGAUAGUGGACGCUAUUAUUCAGUUAACGUCCCUAUGAAAGAAGGAAUGGAUGAUGAGAGUCAGAAUAUUAAUACUUAUUCAAAUUACCAUUCGUUAUUCAAACCAGUUGUACGAGCUGUCAUUGAUUGUUUCAAUCCUUCUGUUAUUGUACUGCAAUGUGGAGCAGAUUCGUUGGGGUGUGAUCGUUUAGGAUGUUUCAAUUUAAGCUUCUCAGGUCAUGGAGAAUGUGUCGAUUUUGUUCGUAGUUUGGGAAUUCCCAUGCUCACCGUUGGUGGUGGAGGAUAUACGCUGCGUAAUGUUGCACGAUGUUGGACUUAUGAAACUGCAAUCUUAGUAGGCAAGAAAGAUGACAUCCCAGACGAAAUCCCUAAUAACACCGGUACACAUUUAUAUGAAAAAGAAGUUUUUGGGCUUAUUGUCAUAGCUUGUAACAGAAAACUCUUGCUUACUUACGGGAGCUUCACACGUGUGCUUUCAGAAUACUUACAGUUCUUCGCACCCGAAUUCACAUUGAGACCAACAUUAGCAAAAAGACAGGAAAACCAAAAUACCAAAGAGUAUAUCGCUGCUUUGAAACAUGAAGUUCUUGACCAUCUUAGGCAAAUCCGACACGCCCCCUCAGUGCAGAUGCAAGAAGUACCACCCGACCUUCUAGACCCCGAUCAGGUUUUCACUAUAGAAGAUCCAUCACCGGAUGUUCUUCCUACUGAUGAUGAUCCGGAUGGCAACACGUAUUACGGCAUCAGUUCCGAGAACUUUUAA